Molecule: messenger RNA, 2002 nt
Organism: Suillus paluster
Lineage: Eukaryota; Fungi; Basidiomycota; Agaricomycetes; Boletales; Suillaceae
Product: S-adenosyl-L-methionine-dependent methyltransferase
Exons: 6
Coding region: 151-1575 (474 amino acids)
Biological process (GO): mitochondrial respiratory chain complex I assembly
Cellular component (GO): mitochondrion
Molecular function (GO): protein-arginine omega-N symmetric methyltransferase activity
Source: RefSeq, a predicted model, not a curated record
UAUAGCGAUUCACCGAGUCGGGGAAGGUAAAGUACUAAGCGCUAAGCUUCAACUUAGAGCUGGGGUUCCACUUUGGGAACCCUAUUAUUAGAUCGCUUUGUUGAAUUAACUACAUAGCAUGUUGCACUACUUCUACUAACUAAAGCAUAGAUGCUCAGAUUUGCUACAAGGUAUGGUUCCAAUGGAGUGUCUUCGUGGCUCAGGCAGCCAUAUUGUCGUUAUGGGGUCCACGCAAGAACCACCCUGCGUGCCCGCAUGAUAUCCGGUGACUCCUUCGGUGCUCUGACGGACGUCGAGAAAAUAAUGCUGGAUAGUGUCAAGGCAACAGGUCCUAUAUCAUUCUCCACGUUCAUGCAACUUAGUCUUGGGCACCCUACAUAUGGAUACUACAUGAAGCCGGAACACGCUGUAUUUGGCACUCAAGGUGACUUCGUCACCAGUCCUGAGAUUAGCCAGAUGUUUGGUGAGCUUGUUGCGUUAUGGAUGAUAAAGCAGUGGAUGGACACGAAUGUUAAGGUACCCUUUCGAGUGGUAGAACUCGGGCCUGGUAGGGGGACGCUUAUGGAAGACAUAAUUCGGGUGAGUGAUAUUGAGCGGGUGGUUAUUUACUUCUCGCCGUCUUCUUUCCAGGUCUUGAACCAGCUUCCUGCCACACCUGGAAAACUAAAGAGUGUUCACCUUGUUGAGAGCAGUGUAAGCAUGCGUGCUUCGCAAGAAGGCAAGCUUCGCAAGGCUUCUCAGGAGGACGGUUUCGAGAUCAUGUGGCAUGAUGCAAUCGAAGAAAUUGAGCACGAGGAAGAUGUCUUCACUAUGCUGGUUGCUCAUGAAUUUUUCGAUGCACUUCCCGUGAACGUCAUCGAGAGAACUCAACAAGGCUGGAACGAAGUGCUAAUUGCCCCCUCAAGUGAUCCAAGCAUUAAAUAUACCAUGCCUUCUUCAGAGUCAGACUCAAAGCCAGUCUCUCCCCCGCAAUUUCAACCCAUGUCUUCGCGUUGGACGCGUGUUCUCUCGCCAAGUCCAACGGGAUCAUCGACCCUCCUCGGACUUGCAUCUCCUCGGUUCUCUUCGCUCCCCAUUGGGACGCGUAUAGAGGUAUCCAGAGCGUCCAUGAAUCACGCACGGAAUAUUGGGAAACUCAUCGGUACCAAGGGUGGAGGAUGCGCGCUGAUCGUCGACUAUGGUGCAGACAAAGCGUUUGGCGAUUCCUUGCGGGCAUUCAAACAGCAUAAAAUUGUUGAUCUCUUCUGCCGUCCCGGAGAGUGUGACGUUACGGCGAAUGUCGAUUUUGGAUUGCUGAAAGAGUCCAUGGCUGACCUGGUCUCGACGCAUGGCCCGAUUUCCCAACGCGAUUUUCUCACGCGCAUGGGCAUAGAAAUACGAGCUGGCGCUCUUAUGCGUUCGGCUUCCUCUCCAGAGAGGAAGAAGGCGAUCGAAGAAGGCGCAAAUAGGCUCGUUGAUCCGCUUGGGAUGGGUGAGCAGUACAAGGUGCUUGGAGUUGUUGCGAAAAGUAGCGAAGAAGGCCAAGCUGUUGAUGAGGUUUGGCCAUUCACUAAUACUGCAAGUACACAUCCAUAAUCAAGGUAGUCAUCACAGCAACUCAUUUCAUCGUCUACUGGGAUACAUGCAAGUACAUAGUCCCUUACACUACAUGGUAAUGGGAAUAACCAACAGCGUACAUCAAGAUAUAUACAAUAUAACAGAAUUGUAGAUUGUGUCUGACAGGGUGCUGCCCCGAUGGACAAAUAACCAAAAUAAAAAGAUCAGCCGUGUACUACGUUAAAAUUGCCCGGCUCGCCAUGAGCCUACGAUUUAUGAGUAGUGAGCCUUGAUAACAUCGGCCAACUUCUCGGCGGUUGCAAUAACCGCACCGGCCUGGAUCUCUGUCAGCUUUCACAAGGAGCUUUCAGAGCUUCUACUCACCGGGUGUCCUGAGACCAGUUUGGGGAAAACACUUGCAUCACACACUCGAAGACCCUGAGUGCCUUUGACACGCAAGUCCGAG